This is a messenger RNA of Triticum aestivum (bread wheat), 422 nucleotides long. Its product is annotated as imidazoleglycerol-phosphate dehydratase 3, chloroplastic-like. NCBI's taxonomy places the organism in Eukaryota, Viridiplantae, Streptophyta, Magnoliopsida, Poales, Poaceae. The record is from RefSeq and is a predicted model, not a curated record. The coding region runs from base 78 to 422 and encodes 114 amino acids. Gene Ontology annotation, molecular function: imidazoleglycerol-phosphate dehydratase activity. Gene Ontology annotation, biological process: L-histidine biosynthetic process. The transcript is spliced from 5 exons.
ACAGAUCUUUCCCAACCCUAGAUAUUCUCGCUGAGAGCUCCUUGAUGGAAUCACUAAGAUGAACUUACAAGACAGGCAUGGAUAAAACCAUGAGGUCCUCAAAUGGACAGAUUGCUCGGCAACUGGCAUCUCAUGGAUUGUUUGAUGUAUAUGUGAAGGCGAUGGGUGAAACACACAUUGAUGAUCAUCACUCGAAUGAGGAUAUUGCUUUAGCAAUUGGAAUGGCAUUACUUCAAGCACUUGGUGACAAAAAAGGGAUUAACAGGUUUGGGCAUUUUACAGCACCACUUGAUGAGGCAGCAGUUGAGGAUAUACUGGGUCUAUCUGGUCGACCUCAUUUGAGCUGCGGCUUAAGUAUUCCUACCGAAAGAGUUGGCACAUAUGAUACACAGAUCUUUCCCAACCCUAAAUAUUCUCGCUGA